Messenger RNA from Saccostrea echinata, 2554 nucleotides. RefSeq names its product abnormal spindle-like microcephaly-associated protein homolog. Gene Ontology annotation, cellular component: spindle pole. Gene Ontology annotation, molecular function: protein binding. Gene Ontology annotation, biological process: spindle organization; establishment of meiotic spindle localization; mitotic cell cycle. Bases 51 to 2018 code for a protein of 655 amino acids. The record is from RefSeq and is a predicted model, not a curated record. The transcript has 13 exons. Lineage: Eukaryota; Metazoa; Mollusca; Bivalvia; Ostreida; Ostreidae.
CCUAGUUUGUGUGAAAAGUGCUAGUUUGUGUGAAAAUCGACACAUUCAUAAUGCUUGAAAGUAUCAGAAAGACUGUGUUGGUAAAAGAAAAAUUUAUCAAUAUAUAUGAAGAGGUUCUUGCAGAACUCCAGAAAGUAUUUGACAUGCUGAAAAAAGGAGCUAAAAAGGAUGAUAAACCUCAUAUGUGGGAAUCAUGCCAGCAACUUUUCUGGAAGAUUUUUGAGGAGGAAAAGAACACUUUCCCUGAAGACAUAAGGGAUAGUGUGAGUGAAACAUUGUUCAAAAUCGUUCGGUAUGGUCGAGAAGAGUGGACUCUUGAUCCGCACCAAAUUCAAAUUAAGGCUGUGAUUCUUCUUGAAAGAAUCAAAAUAAGUUUGAAGGAAGAACUGCGAGACCAUCCGGAUUUAAAGCAGUUUAUUAUUGGUGAAAUGCUGAGAGAUGAAGACUUGUACAAGAAAAAAGAAAUUCAAGCCAAGAAGAAUUUCAUGAAAGUCAAGCAGUCAGUGUGUAUUAUACAAAGACGAUUUAGGGCAUACAUUAACAAGAAACAGGCACAGAAGAAGACUGAAGCUGCAGUUGUGAUUCAAGCUUGCUUUAGAGGUUACAUGGUGCAUCGUGAAUACAGGAAAGAGAGGGCAGCCAUAGUCAAGAUACAGUCAGGUAUCAGAAAAUUUCUCGCUCGGAGAAGAUAUGCAGGACUGAAAGAUACUGUAAUUGGAAUUCAGAGGCAAUUUCGUCGAAAAUUGAGUGUAGCGAGAAUAAGAGAGAAAUUCUUAAUUACCAAGGGUGCAGCCAUCACCAUUCAAGCCCACUACAGAAGGCAUCUUCAGCAGAAAAACUACAAUCAAAAGAAGCGAGCAAUCAUAAAACUGCAGACAUUACUUCGCAUGAAAAUGCAGAGAGAUCUGUUUCUUCUCCAAAAGAUGGCUGUCUGUAAAAUACAGAGGUGGUUCAAAAAUAUAAUGCAAAGAGACAGGGCUAAAACAGAAUACCAGAUGACAAGAAAAUCAGUCAUAUUUCUUCAAAGUGCUGUUAGAGGUUGGAUUGCCAGAAAACAAGCAAAACAAAGAAAACUUUCAAUUAUCCAUAUCCAGGCUGAGAUCAGAAAGUUAAUUAUUCUACAGAAGUUUCAGAUUUUGAAGAAGUAUACUGAGAUUUGUCAGUGGCGCUAUCGGGCUAAGUUACAUGGAAGAUUAGUUCAUCAUCAAUAUUUGGCCCUCCGUGAAGCAGCUUUGACAAUGCAGUCGCGCUAUAGAGGAAAACAGACUAGAAAAUUGAUGUUCUUGAAACAGGAAAGUGCCAGAAUAAUUCAGUCAUGGUACAAAGGGAGAAAACAGUACAUAUUGUACACAAAACUAAGACAAUCAGUCCUUUUGUGUCAGAAAACUUUCAGGGCAAGUAGAUUAACAAAGACAGAUCGAAGAAAGUUCUUGGUCAUUAAAGGAGCAGCUCUUACUAUUCAAGUAUAUUAUAGAGAAUACAAGACAAGAUGUAUGUACCAAGAAAUGAAGCAGACCAUAGUGUUGCUCAAGUCAGGUUCUAAUGGUUUUAUGGACAGAAGGAGGUUAAGGGAACUUCAAGAAGCUGCAGCUAUCACACAGAGGGUUCUUAAAAACCACUUGCACAUCAAACUUGUCAAGCAUCAGGAGGUAGAACGGCAGACAUACUUGCUACAAUUCACCAGGAAAACAACAGCCAUACAGAGAGACUACAGAAAAUAUGAAUCACUUUGUGAAGCCAAGAAACAGCUCUACGGUGCCCUCAUAAUACAAAACUGGAUGAAGGGAAGAUUGUGCCGCUUAAGAUUUCUGAAGCUCAAGGAGUCCGUUUCUGUAUCUGAAACAGCAGCAUUAAAGCGGGAAGACAUCAGCCAUGAUAAAGAAAUACAACAAGGAGCCUCCACAAUACAAGAGGAAGGGAAGAUGGAGCAAAACAUUGAGCCAGAAAAUGUGAAAGCUAAGAAAUUAGGGAGAAUGAAGAGAUGUAGAAGGUGGAUCAAGCGUUGUUUUUGCUGCUAGGGAUAAAUAAAGAUGAGAAGACAACUUCAAACAAGAUUUAAAGAGAGCUAUUUUGAUUUAAUUUUGUUUUUAAAGAAAUAAUUGUAAAUGUUUAACUUAAUUUAAUCAAGUAAUUAAUAUUUGAAGCCCAGGAGGGGACACCCGAGCUAUUUUACAGAUUCUCUUUAUUUUUGGCUAAAAAUUAAUUAUUUCUUUCUUUUGACUCUUCCUAAAUUUAUAUAAUGUGAGCCUCAUAGACAAGAGACAUAUGCUGCAAAAGUGUCAUCCUAAAUUGUUCUUUGGCUUUUCUUUCUGGUCAGGAGGCAAGCGAAACAAAUCUCUUAUGGAGUUAACAGAGCAAAAUUAUUUCAAAGAUUUCGGAACUUUAGGCCUUUCAGGGAGACCCAUUUUAACCAGGGUUUCCCUGUCUAAAAGCAUGAAAUUGUAAAUACAUCCAUUUAGAGAUGUUAAGAGCAACGUUUCCUCUCCUGUCAAAAUUCUGCUUAUAGUUUAUAUAUCUGUCUAUAUUGUAUUUGAUAUGUUUUAAUAAACCAACA